Messenger RNA from Cryptomeria japonica (Japanese cedar), 1970 nucleotides. Its product is annotated as TMV resistance protein N. The record is from RefSeq and is a predicted model, not a curated record. NCBI's taxonomy places the organism in Eukaryota, Viridiplantae, Streptophyta, Pinopsida, Cupressales, Cupressaceae. Gene Ontology annotation, biological process: defense response. The transcript has 5 exons. Bases 273 to 1964 code for a protein of 563 amino acids. Gene Ontology annotation, molecular function: ADP binding.
AUAACAUUCUAUAAAUUUGAGUUCCUCUAGUGAAGGUCCAAAUUUAAGGCAUUCCAUUUAACCUAUAGACUAUUUCUUCAUUCUUCUGGUGUAGGUGCACCCACGGUCGUCAGAAUAAUUUCGUGGGAAGAUUAAUUUAUUUAUCUGUUUAUUAGAUGUCCUAGGCUUUGAUAGUCCAUAAUAUUCCCAAACAAUUUAUGGGAAAAUUAUGAAAUUGUUUCACAUAUCAGGCAAUCAGCUGAAGCUUCUGUAUUGAAAAUUUCUUAGUAGCCAUGAAUUUCUGUGGUUGUUGCAGUUGCUGGGGGAAGAGGGAGCGCGGUGGCUUCCAUGCUUCUGUUGAUACUGCAGAGAACCCAUCAACAAAUCGUCUUGUUGAUACUGUAGAAAACCCAUCAACAGAUCUUCCUGUUGACACUGCGAAAAAUCCUCCAAAAGCUCGUCCUGAUCGAUCAAUAGAUCUUCCUGUUGACACAGCGAAAAAUCCUUCAACGGAUCCACUUGAUCGAUCAACAGAUCUUCCUGUUGACGUUGCAGAAAAACCAUCCUUAUCCACAACAUCAGUCGGACCUUCUUUUUCCAAAAAACCACCACCGACACUGGAAGAUGUCAGGGAUAGCUUACAAAAAGUGGACAUCGGAAGACUUGAUGAUUUCAUCAAUGUCAUUAGACAACGGCUGGAAAGAGUGGCCCCUCAAAAGGAUACACAGGACAUUGCAAGCUCAAGUUCUCCAAAUAAAGAUAAGUUUCCAGUAUGGACUUCUCCUAUUGUACAGAGCGGAAGGAAGUUUCUAUCAUUUGUCAAUGAUCAUUCAGAGAAAAUAGAUAACAAGGAUGAAUUUUUUAACUCAGGCGAAGCAGCAAAAAUUGCAGGAAAUAUACUUCAGCAAGCUGGCCAAAUCCAUUGGGCGGUUGCAGCGCUUUCUAUCACAGGCUAUCUGAUAUCAAAAUGUCAAAAGGUGUCUCAGAACCAUACUGAAUAUAUAGAGCUCUUGAAAAAAAUGCUUGAGCUUGCAUCUCAUAUUAAGGACUUGAAAGUUCGUAUUCCUGAAGAAAAAGAGAAAUUGGCAAAUGCUUUCCAAUACAUUGUUGAGGGAUCGAUGUUUUGUGCCUCCCAAUUAAAUUCGGGAAAAUUUUGCAGCUUCUUAAAAUCAUCAAUAAACUCUGACACUUUGAGUGGAAUUCGCUCCAAAAUAAGCGGUCUUUAUCAAGAUUUGAACUUAACUGUUAAUAAAGAAAUGUUAAAAGGGCAGCCUGUUAUUCUUCCUCUCUCUCAAGCAGAGUAUCCAAAGAACGCAGUUGGAAUCGAAGAACAAUUAGAGGCAGUAAAUAAAUUGCUGAACAUGGAAACAACUGAAGAUUGCUCAUCUAUUGUUGUUCUUAUUUGGGGCUUCGGUGGCAUUGGAAAGACAACUCUGGCUCAGGCUGUUGUCUCCAAAAUAGAUAGAAGCCGUUACAAUUAUGCCAGAAUUAUAUUAGAUGAGGUUUCUGAAAACAAUAAGUAUAAGUAUACAGAAAUGCAGCAGCACAUUUUACAAGAUGCAUUCCCAAACUAUAAGGGUGGAAUUAAAAUAGAACUCCGAGAUAGUGAUGAUGGGAAGGAUAAAUUAAGAGAGGCUUUUUCAAGUGAAGGAAACAAGCCUGUAUUUUUGUAUAUUGAUAAUGCCCUGCACAAAAAAGAUUUGGAACAGCUUCUUCCCGAGGACUUGGGAUGCCUUCCCCAACAUAGCAGAAUUCUUAUCACAUCCAGAACCAAGGAAAUUGUUGAUAUGCUUGAGGAACGUGGUUUUCAUGAUCGUAUCAAAGAUUACCCUGUGGAAACUCUCUCUGACAAUGAUGCAAUGCAAGUUCUCUGCAAAGACAAUGCAAUUCGUGAUCGCAUCAAAGAUGAUCUACAAAAUAUUGUGAAUGUCUGUAAAGGGAUUCCUUUGGUUCUCACAAUCGUUGGUGCGAAAUUGCGGAAGUAGAAAUAU